GAUGCACUCGACAAUAUUUCACAGUAACCUUUGGUUUUCGAAAAGUCGGAUGGCUCACCACGUGGUCACCUGGAAUGGUGCCCCGCGCGGCGCAGAGCGAGACGCUAAGUACGAGUUCAUCGCGACAUCCAAGGUGGAUGGAUACCCUGGGCUCACACUGCCGCUGAUAAAGAAGCUACCAAGGCUUCGAAUCAGCUGCCGACCCCCCCAGAAUGAGUCUCUAUGCCAGGACAAACACAGUCGGCCACUUUGACAUUGCUUCUGUCCUUCGAUCCACUGAGCGGGUCUCGGUAACGCUGCCAUGUCGGGUCAGGACCGAUGGGUCAGAAUACCACAAGGCAGAGGCGGCGACCGUAGUCAGUAGUUCUGCCGGGAUCAAGGAGGCUGCCCUGAUGGUCAUCGUCCCCGGUACUGACAGCUUUGAGACGAGACUCCUACACUUAUUACCUAUCACGUCGAGUCUCAAGCACAGUCUGAAUCAGACUCCACCCUCGCCUUCGACCUCCUUCUUUCACCAGAGCUCGAGACCGCACAUCACUUUGUCCCUCUCCAACGAGUCGAGCAAGUUCGACCUCAGGAUAUCUGCGUCCCAGACAGUCCGUGUGCAGACCCUCAUCACGGACAUUCGUGCUCUUAUCGAUGCAUCUCGACAGCAACGUGCCCCACACAGCUUUACGCACUCAUGGGCACGGCUCUAUCCCGUCAUCCCGCCAAGCUUAGAGAAUGAUUCAGACGAUGAGAGCGGGUCAUUAACGAGUCGGAGCGCUACAGGGGAAAGCUCAGAAACGAGUCUAGCAAGCCCUCCCAGUGGCGCGUCCAAUUCCGUGGUGACGCCGCUCACCUCAUUGACACUGGAACCGAAGAACGCUUCAACGGAAGAACAGUACCCAAAUCCAUUUGCUGCAGGUUUCUCGCGCAUCGGAUUCCUGAGAAAGCGACUGUUUGCCAGUCUAGGCGAGUGGUCAUCGCGAACCCCAGUCAAGAUCCGAAUCACAACCUACAACGUCAACGAUAAGCUACCACCUCCGGGCACAAAGGAACUCGGCACUCUUGUGGGUUCAGGCGUGGAAGAUGUUCUUGUCUUUGGCUUCCAAGAAGUUGACCUCCGAAGUCAAGCGCUACUCAUCUCACAAGGCAAUGUCCGAGCCGACGAGUGGGAGUCUGCUAUAUUGGCCGGUCUAGACUCGAAAGCGGAGGGUUACGAAAGAAUUGCCAUGACCCAAUACGUUGGUGUGAUGACACUUGUCUUUGUUCGUAAAACUCUACGGCCGCAUGUAACCCAUGUCCAAACUUCUGAGAGAGGUAUCGGCCUUCUUGGAUUUGGUGGCAACAAAGCUGGAGUCUGCGUGCGACUCAAGAUUUACGAUACGACUGUGGCGAUUGUCAACUCGCAUCUCGCUGCUUUUGCUACGGCAUUGGAGCGGCGACGGGCCGAUUUCCAAGUCUUAUUGAAAGGCCUGCCUUUUCCCGUCUCAGUCGGCGAGGAAAUCGUACCGGCCUUUGAAGAGUUCUGGUCCGAAGCCAAAGAUCGACCCCUGGGUGUGGAAGACUCUCACGUGCUGUUCUGGUGCGGAGAUUUGAAUUACCGCAUAGAUAUGGAAGACGAUAUUUUGAGGGCCUGGGUCGGUGAGGGCAAAAGGGACUCUAUCUUGGAGAAAGACCAGCUCAGGGCAGAUAUCGCAUCUGGCAAAUCUUUCGCGGGCUUUCGAGAACAUCCGAUAAACUUCGCUCCAUCGUUCAAAUACGUUCACGGCAGCACGACGCUGGACACUCGAAGAUCACCAGCAUACACGGACCGUAUUCUAUGGUCCACUCCGCGAUCUGAGUAUUCAGACACGACGUCCGUGGCAUGUUCCUCAUACGACUUACAUUCGAUCCUUUGGUCCGAUCACCGCCCGGUCUCUGCGAGCUUUGACGUGAACGUUCGGGUUGUCGACGAAGAGCGACGAAGAGAGAUGUAUCUUGGGGUGGAACGAGAGUUGGAAAAGCUGGAAGAGGUGUACAGGCCAGCCAUUGAGGUCGACGAAACGAGUCUCGAUUUUGGAGAUGUCAGAGUCCUUCGACGCAUACCUCGCGAAAUCAAGUUGACGAAUACGGGACGAGUUCCCGCUACCUUCAACUUCAAGCCACCAAGUCCAGAUAAGCCAAUAUGCAAAGCGUGGUUCUGGCCAUUCCCCAACCAUGGCACGGUAAAGCCAGGAGAAUCGGUCACCCUGACUAUCACUGCCAUGGUGGACGACCAGCAUGCCGCCGGACUCUCCCUCGGUAACGCAGAGCUCAACGACGUAUUAGUGCUGCGUGUAGCCGAUGGUAAAGACACAUUUAUCACCCUCCAAGCAAACUUCUGCCCCACUAUCCUCUCGUUGCCCCUAUCAAUCCUGCAUCUCUUGUCAGAACCAAUACAAAAACUGGACGUAGCCCAAAGGAAGCUUUUGGCGAAUCCACCGGUGGAUGCCUAUCAGGAAAGGCCCAGAGGUGUCAAACCUGUCAAGGAGAUUUGGAGACUACUGGAGCAUCUCAUGGCCAACGGCUCAGGUCGACUGUGGUCCGGAUCAUCAGAUGAGCCAGGCUUUCUCAUCACGCUUGAUAAGCUGGACUCGGGAGAAGAUCUCCCAAAAGACCAAGGGCAGUCGAAGGGAUGCUCGGCGCGAAACUCUGCUGCCUGCCUCUUGCUUCUGCUUUCGUCUCUGCCAACUGCGUUGAUCCCUCCGAUCCGACUCAGAGAAUGUGAAUCGGCGCGGACUCGAGAUGAAGCGUUCGCUUCGUUGGAAGGUGUGCCACAAGUCAACACCAAUAUCUUGAUCGGAGUAAUGAGCGUCGUCAAGCUCUGCAUCGAGCGGGCUUCGGCGCAGGCUUCAAAUAGUAGCGAGGAGAAGAGCACUGGGACCUUCAGCUCGGAAGUGUCGGCGGACGAUUACCAGUCGUUGAACCAUGAUACAGGCUCUCCUGACUCACCUGCUCCAACACACGUUCUUGGAUCGCCUAUGUCUGAGCUCCCAACACCUCCACUUGAUGACACUAUUCCAAGCUUUACAAUCACCCGGUCGACGCCAAAGAAGCCUGCGGCUCCUGAGUUGACAGAAAUGCCACUCGACCCCGAAACACUCGACGACAUUGUCGACGCUCUGCUACCUGCGGUUUUUGGACGUGUCGCGUUUGUUAACCAAGUAGAUAAUAGGAGAAGGUUCAUUAAGCUCUUGCUGGAAGGCUAGAAAGGGCUCUCAUUCAACUGCAUCGUAUCUAUAGCUAGCAUUGCAUCUAGAAUCGUGCUCAGCUGCGAAGUGGCGUGGCAUAGCCACCGCCACAUUCCAUCUGACACCCGGCUACCCGAUCCAACAGGGGUUGAAAUCACCCGUAGUCCCGUUGCAACCACC
Messenger RNA from Kockovaella imperatae, 3374 nucleotides. Its product is annotated as Endonuclease/exonuclease/phosphatase. Lineage: Eukaryota; Fungi; Basidiomycota; Tremellomycetes; Tremellales; Cuniculitremaceae. The record is from RefSeq and is a predicted model, not a curated record. The transcript has 18 exons. Gene Ontology annotation, molecular function: phosphatidylinositol-4,5-bisphosphate 5-phosphatase activity. Gene Ontology annotation, biological process: phosphatidylinositol dephosphorylation. The coding region runs from base 213 to 3212 and encodes 999 amino acids.